Molecule: messenger RNA, 378 nt
Organism: Wallemia ichthyophaga EXF-994
Lineage: Eukaryota; Fungi; Basidiomycota; Wallemiomycetes; Wallemiales; Wallemiaceae
Product: 30S ribosomal protein S17
Exons: 2
Coding region: 1-378 (125 amino acids)
Biological process (GO): translation
Cellular component (GO): ribosome; mitochondrion
Molecular function (GO): structural constituent of ribosome
Source: RefSeq, a predicted model, not a curated record
AUGUCGUUAUCAAAUGCUAAGGCAGCCACCCAAGGAAUCGCAAAGGUGGCCACAAGCAGUGCCACAGGAUCUGCAGCCAGAAUUCUCCGUGGGAAUGUCACCAAAGUCGGUAAAAUGGAUAAAACUGCGACUGUGUGUGUCGAUAGGCAGGUGGAGCACAAUCUAACCAAUAAGCUCCUCACUCGCACUACAAAACUUCUCGUUCACGAUCCCACAAACGCAAUGCAGCUAGGCAACUCCGUUAUCGUAAAGGCUUGCAGACCACUGAGCAAACGCAAACACUACACUCUAGACUCCAUUCUCGAUCCAUUCAAGCACCAGCAACUCCCUAAACCACACCAAUUGCGUAUUCCAAUUCCCACCAAAAAGUGGUCUUAG